Messenger RNA from Chiloscyllium plagiosum (whitespotted bambooshark), 1039 nucleotides. Its product is annotated as cystatin-F-like. Gene Ontology annotation, biological process: immune response; positive regulation of myelination; negative regulation of microglial cell activation. The record is from RefSeq and is a predicted model, not a curated record. Gene Ontology annotation, molecular function: cysteine-type endopeptidase inhibitor activity. NCBI's taxonomy places the organism in Eukaryota, Metazoa, Chordata, Chondrichthyes, Orectolobiformes, Hemiscylliidae. Gene Ontology annotation, cellular component: lysosome; endoplasmic reticulum; late endosome.
AAGGCAGGGGCAGAAGGGUGUAGGAAGCAAGACUGACUACCAAAUGGGCACAAUGUUGGAAGUAUUUCUGUCUGCGUUGUUUGCUGUUGCUUUGGUCCAUUCAGAUGCUGUUGGCAUGACAGAAAAGACACCAGUUGGGCCAGGAUUUCUCCAAGAUGUCAACACCACUGACUCUGGUGUUCAAAAUGCCAGCUUAAUUGCAAUCUAUGGUUACAACAACCAAUCAAAUGAUAUCUUCCUGUAUAAAGUUCAGAAGAUACAUAAAGCACAAGUACAGGUUGUUGCUGGUCUGAAAUAUUUUCUCUAUGUUGAUAUUGGGAGAACAGUGUGUCGCAAAGGAAGACCAUAUAAUCUCAAAUACUGUUCAUUUGAAAUACAUCCACUGCUGAUUAAGGAUUUCAGGUGUACUGGGCAGUACUUGCACAGAAAUUGCACACGGCAACUCCACUUUGGUACAAAUAAAAUCACGGUUGACUUGUCAUUUUGAACUCUGGGUUGUUUUAUGGAAACAAAGUUGGAAAGUGAUUGCAACAAGUUGCCAGUGAAUCCUUCAGGACUGUAUUCGUUCCCUGUGCUAAUACUUGAAGCAUUUCCACAGAGUGGUGGAGUUACUAUUCAAUUUCACCAUUUCUGUUUUCUGCCUGAAGUGUUGAAGAGAAGAUUCAGUGUCCUGCAUAAUUCAUGAAGAACUCCUCCUCAUCUAGAAAUGGCCAUACUUUUACACUUUAAAGAAUACAGCUGCUGCUAUUGGAAGCCGUACACUGUUUUUUCGAUGGUUUUUUUCUUUGCCUUAAUGGUAUCAACCAACACAUUUCAAAUGAGUUAUUGGUGAUGUUGAAUAAGGCAUUGCAUUUUAUAGAUCUUUUUGCAAGCUCAGAAUAUCCCAAAGAGAUUUACAACAAAGUGCUUUUGAAAAGUGUAGCUGCUUUUGUAAUAUAGGAAUAUUGGCAAACAUUUUGUGCAAUGUCUUGUAUCAGCAUUGGUCAAAUCAACUGUCGUCUGUUCUUCAAAAUAAAGAAAUGGAAUCUUUUUACAGCAA